AUGCUAUCUUUCGCUCUGAUCUCCGAGUUCCCAUACCGAUACCGCUUCUCCUCAGGUAGCAGCCCGCUUAUCCCUGUGGUCUCCCCAGGUACUGGGUCAAUAAGACACGCAGAUGGCCCUCGGCCAUAUUGUCUAUUUGUGAGCUCCCAGCAGUUAUUUUAUAUUCUGAAUGCCUUUACUAACAAGUCAAAAAACCUAGUCCCGACACAUGGCAGUCAAGUGAUCGGCACCCCUAUGGUGCUCCCUACCACUUCGUAUGAUGUGAUUAGGAUGCAGCCUAACCAGCUGGCGGCGCAUAUCCUUACCCUACCUUAUAGGGUUAUCAGAAAUCGAGGCCGUAUGCCUAUUGUCAACAUCGAGGCAAUAUUUGUAGAAGUCGAACGAGCAAAGCCAAGUACGACAACACCAACAUCACAACUGGCUAUCUUGGGUGGAUCAUACCCGAUCACCCUAGCCUUCAAAAAGGGUAGGGUGAUGUCACUCAGAAGUCGCAUUCCAAUCAAAUUAAAAAGGAAUGUGCGUGAUAAGCAUAUCUCUGUCACCCUGAUGCUUGAUGGCCGCCAUAAGGUCGUGGAAAAGGAGUUUAGUGAGAUUAUUCGGAAAAUCUCUGGCCAUCUCAGCAUAACUCCAGUUGAUGCGUACGAGACAGACGCAUCUGUUCUGAUCUUAGCCAAAGUGAAUCUUGAUGUUUGGGCCCGCUUUUCACAUCACUUCGACUUUGAUUUUGUGGGAGUGAUUGUGGAAGAGACGAGAAGAUGA
Molecule: messenger RNA, 759 nt
Organism: Penicillium odoratum
Lineage: Eukaryota; Fungi; Ascomycota; Eurotiomycetes; Eurotiales; Aspergillaceae
Exons: 1
Coding region: 1-759 (252 amino acids)
Source: RefSeq, a predicted model, not a curated record